UCAUGCAAUCGAUACAGUCCUGGUGCAUGCAUCUCGGCGCAGGCACCAACCAGCCUGCCAUGAGAAUCCCAUGAAUUCAGGCACUUCGCAGCCCUCGUCUAUUUAACCAUCCCCGCAACCUCGCCGAGUCCUGCAUCCCAGAAGGCGCGCACCUGUCAGCUAACUCGGUCGACGUAGCCAUGGAGAUCGGUGCUGCUACCUGCAAGACCGCCAGGGCCAGAGUCAGCUGGCUUGUGAUGCUACUGUUGGCCGCAGGCUUGGCGGGCGAGGCGGCGGGCCAGGUGUGCACAAGCACCUUCUUCUCGGCCCUGCUGCAGCUGACGCCGUGCAGGCCGGCGGUCACACCCUUCAGUCCAGCCCCGCCAAGCGAAGCCUGCUGCAAUGCCGUCAAGACUUUAGGGCAGCCCUGCCUCUGCCAACUUGUGAACGGACCCCCCAUCACUGGUGUCGAUCGCAAUAUGGCCAUGCAGCUCCCAGGCAAAUGCACCGUCAACUUCGAGCCAUGUACUUCCAGGGUCUGA
This is a messenger RNA of Phoenix dactylifera (date palm), 521 nucleotides long. Lineage: Eukaryota; Viridiplantae; Streptophyta; Magnoliopsida; Arecales; Arecaceae. The record is from RefSeq and is a predicted model, not a curated record.